Messenger RNA from Pseudomassariella vexata, 1652 nucleotides. Its product is annotated as pectate lyase C. Lineage: Eukaryota; Fungi; Ascomycota; Sordariomycetes; Amphisphaeriales; Pseudomassariaceae. The transcript is spliced from 6 exons. The coding region runs from base 235 to 1515 and encodes 426 amino acids. The record is from RefSeq and is a predicted model, not a curated record.
GCCCUUCAUCGUGAAACAAUUUUUCCAUCACUUAUAUCAGCCAAGGCUAUAUCAAGAUACUACCAGGAACGUCGUUUUUGCGGGGUUUCAGUUAUAGUUGCUAGGUUCACCCCGUGUUAAGUUGUGCUGUGCAUCUGGAUUUAAAGGCACUACGGUCCCAUGGCGAAAUUCCCGGACUCUCUCGUAGUCGUUCACUUCUGAUUUCCAUCUCCCUCGCCCUGCAACGAAGCGACAAUGCGUUUCUUCCAGUUCUUGACAGCAGCGUCGCUGGCAGCGCUUAGCAGCCUGCCAAGCGUCUCGGCACUCCUUGCCUUCCCUGGCGCUGAGGGUUUCGGACGAAAUGCGGUCGGUGGAAGGACGGGAUCAGUGUACCAUGUCACAAAUCUGGACGAUGAAGGCACUGGAUCUCUCCGCGAUGCCGUGUCGACAACUAACCGCAUUGUGGUUUUCGACGUGGGCGGCACCAUCAAUAUCACGGAUCGGAUUGUUGUCUCAAAGAAUAUCUACAUUGCCGGGCAGACCGCCCCUGGUGACGGCAUCACAGUCUAUGGCAACGGAUUGUCAUUCUCCAACGCUGAUAACACCAUUGUGCGAUACAUUCGCCUUCGCAUGGGAAAGGGCGGUGAUUCUGGCAAAGAUGGCGUCACAAUCGCGGAGGGAGAGAACAUGAUCUUCGACCAUGUCUCGGUUACCUGGGGGCGCGACGAGACAUUCUCCAUCAACGGCGAUGUAUACAACGUCACAAUCCAGAACUCGAUCAUUGGCCAGGGCUUGGAGACGCAUUCGUGCGGUGGGUUGAUGCAGAGUGACUAUGGCAUCAGUCUGUUCCGAAACUUGUAUAUCGACAACAAGACUCGGAAUCCCAAGGUGAAGGGCACGAACGACUUUCAGAACAAUGUUGUUUAUAACUGGGGUGGAGGCGGUGGUUACAUCGCAGGAGACAGCGCGGGCGAGAGUUUCGCGAACAUCAUCAACAACUACUUCAUUUCCGGCCCCAGCACGAGCGUGACAGCUUUUACCCGCGGCAACGAAAACUUCCACGGCUACGUCUCCAACAACUUGUACGACAGCGACCGCGACGGCAUCCUCAACGGCGUCGUCCUCUGCGUUGCCACCACCUGCUACAGCCCCAUGGACAUCGUCACCACCCAAUACGACUACCCCACCCCGACUAAGCUUCUCACCCCUGACGACGCACUGACCUACGUGCUCGCCAACGCGGGCAACACCUUUCCCUCCCGCGACGCUGUCGACGCGAGACUUGUGGAUGAAGUCAAGAGCUAUGGAAAGACGGGCGAGCUGAUCAGCGACGAGACGGUCAGCCCUAUGAACGGGCCGGGAUAUAUCGCCGGCGGCACUGCGCCGACUGACACGGAUGGGGAUGGGAUCCCGGAUGAGUGGGAGACCGCGAAUGGACUGGAUGCGAGUGACGCGAGUGAUGCUAUGGCGAUUGGAAGUACCGGGUAUGCGAAUAUUGAGGUUUAUGUCAAUUCGCUUGUACCCUCUACUUACUAGGCGCGAUGUGUUGGCGCAGUGACUUUAGGGAAAUAAACCCAUGCCAUGUUGCAGCGGAUAGAAACAUGCAAAAUAUGCGGCCGUCUUCCCAAGUUCAGCCCGUCAUUGAUCUCGCAGUUGCGGUUAAUACCCACGAG